AUGAUGGCCGGCGCUCAAGAGCAAGGGCUGAAGCUGCUGGGGGCGGCGUCCGGGGUGAGCCCGUACGUGAUCCGCGCCCAGAUGGUGCUCGGCAUCAAGGGGCUGACCUACGACUACCUCCCCGAGGACCCCCGGUGCAAGAGCGACCUGCUCCUCGCAUCCAAUCCCGUGCACAAGAAGCUGCCUGUCCUCAUCCAUGGCGGCAGGCCCGUCUGCGAGUCGCUGAUCAUCUUGGAGUACCUCGACGACGCCUUCCCCGAAAAUGGCGCCGCCAUCCUCCCUGCCGACCCCUACCGCCGUGUUGUCGCCCGUUUCUGGGCCGCCUACGUGGAUAACAAGCUGUUCCCUUCGUGCAUCGGCAUCCUCAAGACAGGAAAGCUGCAGGAAAGAGCCGACAAGGUGGAGGAGACCUUGUCAGCACUCGGGCUCCUAGAGGCCGCCCUGGCGGAAUGCUCCAAGGAAGGGGGCGCGGAGGCGCCGUUCUUUGGCGGUGGCUCUCCCGGGCUGCUUGACAUUGCACUCGGGUGCUAUCUUCCCUUCCUCAAGGCGCUGCUGAUCACUAUGGUUGACAAGCUGGAGGAGUACAUCACUACGGUGCUUUAUCAAAAAUGGAACAUCGCGGUCACCGGUAACUAA
Messenger RNA from Triticum turgidum subsp. durum (durum wheat), 636 nucleotides. The record is from the annotation of a GenBank genome assembly. Lineage: Eukaryota; Viridiplantae; Streptophyta; Magnoliopsida; Poales; Poaceae.